Podospora pseudocomata is the source of this 4605-nucleotide messenger RNA. RefSeq lists its product as uncharacterized. NCBI's taxonomy places the organism in Eukaryota, Fungi, Ascomycota, Sordariomycetes, Sordariales, Podosporaceae. The record is from RefSeq and is a predicted model, not a curated record. Gene Ontology annotation, molecular function: ATP hydrolysis activity; ATP binding; ABC-type transporter activity. Gene Ontology annotation, cellular component: membrane. Gene Ontology annotation, biological process: transmembrane transport. The coding region runs from base 1 to 4605 and encodes 1534 amino acids. The transcript has 8 exons.
AUGGAUCCGCCAGCUUCCUCUCCGGUCUCGGCAGCAUGCGCUCAUCUUGACAACUCGUUUGGCCCUCACGCCGGCGAGUGUCGAGGUGGAUUCGACUUCACUCUAUUUUUCGAAGAGACGAUCCUCACAAUCCUGCCCGCGGGACUCAUCCUGCUCGUCUCACUUCCGAGAGUGUGGUUUAUGUGGAGGAAAGCCAAGAAACUCACCAGUGGCAGUCACUUGGUAACUGUCAAAGUUUCCACCUGGGUUGCGCUGGCUGUCCUUCAACUUGCAGCGCUGGUCCUCUGGUCAAGGCUCCCUUCCCCCGUCCGAACCCGGACCACCCUGGCCGCUGCUGCCCUCACCUUUGUUUCCUCUCUUGCCCUCUCGCUGCUGUCCUACGUUGAGCACACUCGCAACGUACGACCGUCCUCCAUCAUCGGUGCCUUUCUCUUUGCUACCCUCUUGUUUGACAUUGCACGGGCACGAACCUUGUGGUUACGCGACCCGUAUGUUGUUUCUCUGGACGAAGACGGUGACUCGUUUGACAUCAACAAGGAGAAUUCCCUGGCUUACCUCGCCGUCACUGCUGUCGUGGUGAAGGGGUUCUUGCUUGUCAUUGAAGCCUUGAGCAAACGAAGGGUGCUACGACCCGAGUUCAGGGGCUACGGCUACGGGCCCGAAGCGACAAGCGGCCUCUACAACCGGUCCUUUUUCUGGUGGCUCAAUCCAUUGUUUUGGAAGGGCUUCCAGAAAGGCCGGGUGUUGGAUGUCGACAAGCGAGGUGACCUCCCUGAGCUGGACAAGCAUCUUCAGGCCGGUUACAAUUAUCGGCGUUUGGGGAAUGCAUGGGCUGCCACUGUCUCUGGCGGUGCUAAGAAGACCAAGUCACCUUAUGCUUUGUUGCUGACAGCAUUUGGUGUCCUGAAAUGGGUUGUCCUGAGCACAGUUCCUCCACGGGCUGCCCUCACAGCCCUCAUGUUCUGCCAGCCAUUUCUCAUCAAUCGCACCAUCAGACUGUCACAGGAGCCCAUCACCGAUGAGAGCACUCAGAUUGGCUACGGCCUCAUUGGGGCCUACUUCUUCGUCUAUGUCGGCAUUGCGGUUACCAUGGGACAGUACCAGCACAAAACAUACCGUACCAUCGCGAUGGUUCGUGCAGGUCUCAUCUCCAUGAUAUAUCACAAGACCAGCACUCUCAGUCUGAAGGACAUUGAUCCUGCUGCCUCCAUGACGCUUAUGAGUGCCGACAUGGAGCGGAUUGUGCAAGGAUGGCAAACGAUGCAUGAGAUUUGGUCCAACUCGAUUGAAGUGGGCGUUGCCAUCUUUCUGUUGGAGCGGCAACUGGGCAUUGCAUGUGUAGUUCCCGUGGCUUUGUCAAUCUUGUCAUUGCUUGGCUCCAUGGUGGCUAUGAACUUCAUCGUCUCCCGGCAAGCCAUGUGGUUGGAGGCCAUUGAACGGCGUAUUUCUGCCACAUCAGCCAUGUUAUCAUCCAUGAAGGGCGUCAAGAUGUGUGGUCUCAAGGACACAUUGAUGGCCAGCAUGCAGAAGCUCCGGGUGGACGAGCUUUGCAUCUCCAAGCGGUUCCGUAAACUGAUCAUCUGGAACAUGGUAUUUGCCUAUGUGACCCAGGUCUUUGCACCCGUUCUGACGUUUGCCAUCUUUUCCGUCCGCGCACGGGAUACUGGUGAUAGGACGUUGGACACAGCGCGCGUCUUCACAGCGCUGUCACUGUUUGCCCUGCUCUCGGAGCCUUUGGCAUCCCUUGUCAUGUCCUUAGCGACGUUUCUGGGGUCCGUGGGUAGUUUCAGCCGCAUUCAAAACUUCCUCCAGUCUGAUGAGAGAGAAGAUCCCCGAAAACAAGACCCUCACAUGGUCUCGUCUGAGCACUCGCUCGAUUUGGCUUUGCCAAUCGUGGACAUGGAGAAGCCUUCGCCCCAUGCCAUUGUUAUCGAGAAAGGUGACUUUGGUUGGAAUGCUGAAAAGUCUCCUAUCCUCAGCGACAUUACCUUGACUGUGCCAUGGCGCCAGUUGACCAUGGUGGUUGGGCCGGUUGGGUGCGGCAAGUCCACUCUGCUCCAGUCCAUCUUGGGCGAGAUUCCUUCACUGUCGGGCUCUGUUCACCUUGGCUCGACCUGUGUUGCCUACUGCUCUCAAGACCCUUGGCACAUGAAUGGCACCAUUAGAGAAGCCAUUCUCGGCACCGCCAAGUAUGAUCCCAAAUGGUAUGGAAGAGUUCUCCGCGCCUGUGCUCUUGGUCGUGAUCUGAAAGAGCUUCCUCACGGUGACUCCUCUCGGAUAGGAUCCGGUGGAAUCGCUCUCUCAGGUGGCCAGAGCCAACGCAUCGCCUUGGCAAGAGCGGUCUAUGCCCGCCGUGAGAUUGUCAUCUUGGAUGAUGUCCUCAGUGGUCUCGACACCUCAACCGAGAACCAUGUUUUCCACAGUCUAUUUGGUGUGAAAGGCAUCUUCACAGAGACGAAAGCUACCGUCCUGCUUGUCUCCUCUUCGGUCAAAAGACUGCCUUACGCUGCGUAUGUCGUUUGUCUUGAUUCCAGCGGCACGAUCAGUGCUCAAGGAACGUUUGAUGAGCUCAACCACGCCGGCACUGGUUACGUGUCUACUUUCUCCCUAGCCUCUAGACCGGACUGGACUUUCAAGCCAGACGACGAUCACUUCAGUGAUGAUGAUGAUACCACUGAUGUUGAUCGUCCAAAGGAGCUGCAUGAGACCGACUGUGGGACUUCGGUCUCGGGCUCUUCCAGAGAGAGGAUUUCCCAUUCUCACAGUCCUGAAAGGGCUGCUUCUUCUUCGUCAGAGAUCCAGACAGUGAAUGAAGCUGACGCAAUCAACACACUGGACUCGGGGAGACAGACUGGUGAUGUGCAGAUUUAUACUUACUACAUCAAGUCUGUGGGGCUGUGGCCGACCUUGAUCUUUGUUUUGGGCAUUGUUGCGUUUGUUUUUUGUAUUUCGUUUCCGACUGUCUGGGUUCAAUGGUGGGCUGCAGAAAAUGAGAUUCGCCCCAACGAUAACCUGGGAUAUUGGAUUGGUCUUUAUGCCAUGUUUGGUGGUAUCGCCAUUGUUGGUCUCACCAUUGGCUGUUGGCAAAUGAUCAUCAAGAUGGUACCUCUGUCCGGAGAAAAGUUCCACCUGGCGCUCCUGAAGACCGUUCUGAGUGCACCCAUGUCCUUCUUUGUCAAGACAGACACAGGCGUCACCAUGAACCGCUUCAGCCAGGACUUGCAACUCAUUGACAUGGAGCUCCCCAUCGCUGCCCUCAACACAUUCACUACAUUGAUUCUUUGCAUCGCGCAGAUGGCGCUCAUAGGUGUUGGCUCCAUCUAUGCGGCCAUCUCCUUCCCCAUCGUUCUCAUCACACUCUAUCUCGUCCAGAAGUUUUACCUUCGCACAUCCCGCCAGAUCCGAUUGAUCGAUAUUGAAACCAAGGCGCCAUUGUAUUCCUUAUUUGAGGAGUCGCUCCGCGGAAUUGCCACCAUCCGCGCUUUCGGCUGGCAAGACGCCCUCGAGAUGAAGAAUCACACCCUCCUCAACCGCUCCAUGAAACCGUUCUACCUCAUGUAUGCCGUCCAACGCUGGCUUACGCUUGUCCUUGACCUUCUUGUUGCAGCCAUCGCUGUUCUUCUCAUUAUCCUCGUUGUCAAUCUCCGCGGUACUGUUGCCGCAGGUGGUGUUGGGCUCGCACUCCUGAAUGUCAUCCAGUUCAGCCAGAGCGUCAAACUUCUCGUCACAUUUUGGACAACCCUUGAGACGCAAAUUGGAUCGGUAGCUCGCAUCAAGAGCUUCACCAGCACCGCUGUCCCAUCUGAGGACCUUCCCGGCGAAGAUCAAACUCCACCAUCAAACUGGCCUCAGAAGGGUGCCAUUGAGAUCAAGAAUUUCACAGCCGCGUACAACGAGGGUGACUCAGACCCUGUACUCAAGAAUAUAUCUCUUUCUAUCGCUGCCGGAGAAAAGGUUGCUAUCUGCGGCCGAACAGGAAGCGGCAAGACCUGUCUUGUGUCUUCGCUCUUCCGCAUGACCGCUACUCACGCUGGCUCCAUCUGCAUUGACGGGGUGGACACGUCCACGAUUCCCCGUGAGGAUGUCCGCCGCCGGUUGGUCGGUGUCCCGCAGCAUCCUUUCCUCCUGAAAGGGUCUGUAAGACUCAACGCCGACCCUCUUGGUCAAGCCACGGAUGUACAAAUACAGACUGCACUCCAAGAGGUCAAAGUCUGGGAUAUUGUCAGCAGAUCUGGCGGACUGGAUGCCGACAUUGACAGCCUCAAUCUUUCGCAGGGGCAGAGGCAACUAUUCUGUCUUGCUCGUGCAAUAGUGCGGCCGGGGAAUAUCCUUGUCUUGGACGAGGCCACCAGUACCUUGGACGGGAAGACAGAGGAGAUGGUUCAAAGGUUGAUUAGGAGGAAGUUUUGCGACUACACCAUCCUUGCUGUGGCGCACAGGCUGGAUACCAUUAUGGAUUUUGACAAGGUGGUUGUGCUAGAUAAGGGUAAGGUGGUCGAGUUUGAUAGUCCUUGGAAACUGGUAGAGGAGGAAGGGGAAGGGGGCAUUUUUAAGAAGCUGUGGUUGAAGAGCGUGGAGGAGGAUAUUGAGGAUGUUCCGGAAUGA